Falco peregrinus (peregrine falcon) is the source of this 1815-nucleotide messenger RNA. RefSeq names its product stimulator of interferon response cGAMP interactor 1 (gene STING1). Gene Ontology annotation, molecular function: cyclic-di-GMP binding; 2',3'-cyclic GMP-AMP binding. The transcript is spliced from 7 exons. NCBI's taxonomy places the organism in Eukaryota, Metazoa, Chordata, Aves, Falconiformes, Falconidae. Gene Ontology annotation, cellular component: autophagosome; endoplasmic reticulum membrane. The record is from RefSeq and is a predicted model, not a curated record. Gene Ontology annotation, biological process: positive regulation of macroautophagy; activation of innate immune response; reticulophagy.
CCCACUAUGACCUGAAGAUACCUUGGGGCUUUCCAAGGGUGUGAGCUCAUGGAUGUUGAAACCUGCCACGUCCACCCACUACUGCCCAGUGCCUGGAUUUCCUGUGGGCUGAGAGACCUCAUGGGUGCCCUGUGUGGGAGGGCUUUAGUGCCUUCUGCAAGCCGCCUGCAGCUUUGAUAGCUACUUUCAUUUUCAUUUUUGUUUUCCUUGGUGCUGGGAACUGUGCCGCUCCAUCUGUGGCACAAAAAGCCUAUGCAGUGCAGAGGCUCCAGUCUCUGUCUGUGGCAGCAGCCUCCAAAAAGAGCUGUGGCUGCCUGGGCUGGGGCGCAGAGCCCAUUAACCGCAGCGCAGGAGACCCAGGCAGCAUCCAGUCUCACAGCUGGUAACUGCUCUGAUGUGUCAAGAAUCACGGCAGCCAAGCCACUCCACUGCCUUGCUCAUCCCCAAGGCCCAGGGAAGGCGAGCGCAGUGUGCCAUGUACCUGCUCCUGGCCCUGAAUGCCACAGUGCUGUACCUUGCUGAGGAGCCCCUUGUGCCCACCAUCCGUGUCUUCACCUUCCACUUUGUGGCUCUGGAGAUCAAGGAGCUGCUCAAGGGCACCUGCUACCUGGCUGAGGAGAUUUUUCACCUCCAGUCCAGCCUCUGGAGGGCCCUGAGUGCCUGCCUUCCGCUGCACUGGCAUGGGCCCAUGCUGCUCAUCUGUGGCUCAGCCUGCAUGGCUCUUCUCGAUGGAGACGGGCAGCAGCUCAGCCUCCACUUCAGCCUGGCCGGCCUGUACCAUCUCCUUGUCCUUGCUCUGGGGCUCCAUAAGUCCUCAGCAGUGGAAAUGUCUGAGAUGUCUGAGAGGUCCAAGCAGAAUGUUGCUCAUGGGCUUGCCUGGUUUUAUUACGUUGGGUACCUAAAAAUAGUCCUGCCACGGGUGAAAGAGUCAAUGGAGGAAUUCAACAAGGCCAACUGCAACAUGCCAGCAUGCAGGAAGACCUGGAAGCUCCACAUAUUGGUCCCUCUGAGCUGUGAAAUCUAUGAUGACCUGGAGAAAGCUGACAGCAAUAUCCAGUACCUGACAGACCUCACUGAAACCACCCUGACCCGAGCUGGCACCAAGAACUGGGUCUACAAACACAGCCUCUACACAGUCAGGGAUGAAGACAACAAGCUCUGGCACUGCGCAGUGGAGUAUGCCACCCCACGGUAGACCGUCUACGCCAUGUCCCAGGAUGAGUGUGCUGCCUUCAGCCGGGAGGACCGCCUGGAGCAGGCCAAGCUUUUCUACAGGACCUUGGAGGAGAUCCUGAAAGGCUCCAAGGAGUGUGCGGGUGCCUACCAGCUCAUUGCAUACAAGGAGUUAGGAGAAGCAGAGACCCACUUCUUGUCCAGAGAGAUCCUCUGGCACCUCCAGCAGCAGCGUCACAAGGAAUAUGCUGUGUAAAAGGGAAACCACCUGCAUGCUGCAUCCACGACCCUCAGCUCAACAGAGCUCAGCCUCCAGAUAAGUGAGCCAGACCUGCCGCAGCCUCUGUGAAGUGACUGCUUCUAAAGCACCAGCACUGCCCAGCCCUGCACCUCCACCCCCGAGGUGCUCCAGACCCCUUCACCAAGCCCCCUCCUCCUGCAGCAGCAAUCCCCAACCUCCAGCAGGAACUGCCCAUCAAAACCUCCUGUGCAUUAUAUUUACUGGUAAAGCAGCUGACUCAAACCACAGUCCUGUGACAUGCUUCCCAUUUUCUUUGUCAUGUAUAUCAAAUAUUAACCAGUGGGUAUCUGGGUUCUUUUUAUCUGCUUCAAUUUAUGUCAUAUAAAGCAUCUUCCUCUGGG